This is a messenger RNA of Glycine soja, 510 nucleotides long. RefSeq names its product agamous-like MADS-box protein AGL62. NCBI's taxonomy places the organism in Eukaryota, Viridiplantae, Streptophyta, Magnoliopsida, Fabales, Fabaceae. Gene Ontology annotation, biological process: regulation of transcription by RNA polymerase II. Gene Ontology annotation, molecular function: RNA polymerase II cis-regulatory region sequence-specific DNA binding; protein dimerization activity; DNA-binding transcription factor activity, RNA polymerase II-specific. The transcript has a single exon. Bases 1 to 510 code for a protein of 169 amino acids. The record is from RefSeq and is a predicted model, not a curated record.
AUGAGCAACAAGCGUAACCUUCAAGUUACGUUCUCAAAGCGUCGCACCGGAAUUUUCAAGAAGGCUAGUGAGCUUACCACCCUUUGUGGCAUGAAUCUUGCUGUAAUUAUGUCCUCACCUGGUAAUCGGGUUUUCUCCUUCGGCAGCCCUAGUGUGGAUUCUGUUAUUCAACACUACACCGCACAGGGCCCACCUCCCCUCCUCAACCUAGAGCUGAAUGAGGCCUCCAUAGACGAGCAUGAGCUCCAUGUGCACCUUAACAACUUGUCCGACCAAAUUGCUGCAGAGAAGAAGCACAAAAAGGAUCUAAAUCGUAUGUUGAAUGCUGCGGAGGAACACGUUUGGUUUGUCAUGCCAAUCAAAAGCAUGAAUGAUGCCCAACUAGAGACGUAUAAGAAAAUGUUGGAGGAGCUAAAGACGUAUGCUAAUGAAAAACGUGAGAAGCUCCUCCAGCGCCUUCCCAACACCUCUAUGGGAGUAGCCACACUGACCCAUGACUUUAGGUUUUAA